This is a messenger RNA of Sus scrofa (pig), 4421 nucleotides long. It is a transcript of the gene CSNK1G3, whose product is annotated as casein kinase 1 gamma 3. The record is from RefSeq and is a predicted model, not a curated record. NCBI's taxonomy places the organism in Eukaryota, Metazoa, Chordata, Mammalia, Artiodactyla, Suidae. Gene Ontology annotation, biological process: protein phosphorylation. Gene Ontology annotation, molecular function: protein serine/threonine kinase activity; ATP binding.
GAUGCGGGCAGCUUUUAGGGCCGCUGCUGGUGGAGAGACGCUUGCUUUCCUUUUUAAUUUUUUUCCCAAGCGUUCACUUCCGGGUCCGGCGCCGAUCCGGAUGCCUGAGGCAAAAGGAUGUUUGACCUCCGGAUAAGCGAGGCGCCGCUGUGCAUUCAUUCCCGGCUGCAUCAGUGGCUACAGCAGCGGCCCAGGCGGCGACUCUCCGGCCAGAGGCGGCGGUAGGACGCACCGGCAGUAGUGCGGGAACCGAGUGCGAGCCGAGCUGCGUUCCCUCCCUCGCUUGUUCCUUCCCCCCUGCCUCCCUCGCUCCCUCCCUGCGUGGCUCGCUUUCCUCCUCUGGCCGCCGGCGGGUGCGAUGUGCCGCCGCCGCUGCCCCCAUCGCCGCUGACUGACGGACCGGGGGGCUCCGCCCGCGCCCGGGACAGACCCCGCUGCUCGCGGCCGCGCCUCUGAGCUCUCUAUCGGUAUCAGCUCGCAUCACUGAAAAGACAAUUUUGAAGACAUGUUUUGCUGAACAGACAACUGAGAAAAUUAUUACGAAUGGGAUGAACACGCUCCAGUUAGUUGACUACCUACUGCAAUUUGAAUGUUAACAUUACCCACCUGGUACAGUUACCUAGUGAUGUACCUGUUCUCACAGUACCCUCUUUCAGUGUGUUUGUCUUGAUUAAAGAAUUCAAAGUGGAGUACCGCAAACUUGAUAUGGAUAAUAAAAAGAAAGACAAGGACAAAUCAGAUGAUAGAAUGGCACGACCUAGUGGUCGGUCGGGACACAACACUCGAGGAACUGGUUCUUCAUCCUCUGGAGUUUUAAUGGUUGGACCUAACUUUAGAGUUGGAAAAAAAAUUGGAUGUGGGAAUUUUGGAGAACUACGAUUAGGGAAAAAUUUAUAUACAAAUGAAUAUGUGGCAAUUAAACUGGAGCCCAUGAAAUCCAGAGCACCACAGCUACAUUUGGAAUACAGAUUCUACAAGCAAUUAGGAUCUGGAGAUGGUAUACCUCAAGUUUACUAUUUUGGCCCUUGUGGUAAAUACAAUGCUAUGGUGCUGGAACUGCUGGGACCUAGUUUGGAAGAUUUGUUUGAUUUGUGUGAUAGAACAUUUUCUCUUAAAACAGUUCUCAUGAUAGCUAUCCAACUGAUUUCUCGCAUGGAAUAUGUGCAUUCAAAGAACUUGAUAUACAGAGAUGUAAAACCUGAGAACUUCUUAAUAGGACGACCAGGAAACAAAACCCAGCAAGUCAUUCAUAUUAUAGAUUUUGGUUUGGCAAAGGAAUAUAUUGACCCAGAGACAAAGAAACACAUACCAUACAGAGAACACAAGAGCCUUACAGGAACAGCUAGAUAUAUGAGCAUAAACACACAUUUAGGAAAAGAACAAAGUAGAAGAGAUGACUUAGAAGCUUUAGGUCAUAUGUUCAUGUAUUUUCUGAGAGGCAGUCUUCCUUGGCAAGGUUUAAAGGCAGACACAUUAAAAGAGAGGUAUCAGAAAAUUGGAGAUACAAAACGAGCCACACCAAUAGAAGUGUUAUGUGAAAAUUUUCCAGAAAUGGCAACAUAUCUUCGUUAUGUAAGAAGGCUAGAUUUUUUUGAAAAACCAGACUAUGACUACCUAAGAAAGCUUUUUACUGACUUAUUUGAUCGAAAAGGAUAUAUGUUUGAUUAUGAAUAUGACUGGAUUGGUAAACAGUUGCCUACUCCAGUGGGUGCAGUUCAGCAAGAUCCUGCUCUGUCAUCAAACAGAGAAGCACAUCAACAUAGAGAUAAGAUGCAACAAUCCAAAAAUCAGUCGGCAGACCACAGGGCAGCUUGGGACUCCCAGCAGGCAAAUCCCCAUCAUUUGAGAGCUCACCUUGCAGCAGACAGACAUGGUGGCUCGGUACAGGUUGUAAGUUCUACAAAUGGAGAGUUAAACACAGAUGACCCUACUGCAGGACGUUCAAACGCUCCCAUCACAGCCCCUACAGAAGUGGAAGUGAUGGAUGAAACCAAGUGCUGCUGUUUUUUCAAACGAAGGAAAAGGAAAACCAUCCAGCGCCACAAAUGACUCUGGACACAGACAGAUCAUGGGGAGUUACUUACGUGUUCAUCUGCUGUCUUGUGAUUAAAAUCAUCUCUGUAGUGACCACAUAUGUUUUUAAGGACUCACUCUUAGAAACAAAAAUGUCAUACUUUCAUACUUCAUUUCGUGGUUGUCUUACAUUCGUAUUUUUUUCUAAUUUAACUUUUACGGAAGCUUUAAAGUUUUGUCAAAACAUGAGUGCUUUGCCCAUCAUUGAAUGGAGUGGACCAAUGAGGUGGUAUUGAUGAAUUCAGUUCUCCCGGACAUUUUCCAGAAGCUCUCCUCCUGUUGUAGAAAGCAGUACAGUAUCGUAAAUGUCAACCAGUUCUAUAUGCAACCUGGUUUUUUUAUAACUUCUAUAGGAACAUAAUCAAACAGGAAUUCUCUCCCCAGUGGAUAAUGCAACAGGCAAAACAGAGCUGCCCAAAUAUGUAAAAGAAGUAAUCCUUUGAGAAGUUCAUGAUCUGUGUGACAUCUGCAUUGAUCUCACUGUUACUGAUGGUACUGCUGUUCAUGAGUCGUGUUAACAUUCUCUCUGUGAAAUCAUGGUACAGUCGCUGCCCAGAGGUACUGAGGAGAAAGCUGUAUGGUUUGGCAGAUGGUAGUGAUAAAAUGAAUCACAAGUAGUGUGGUAAAUAUGAGCUCUGCUUUUGUUGCACCACUCUGUGAAGUCCAGUGUUGCCGAAGUGGCAAAAGCGCUUAUUUUUUAAAAACGCAAAAUAUUUGUACAAUGUAACUUUAUGCUUCCAGAUAAUAAUGUAUAUUAGACAGCAAGAAAUGAAUACUUGGAGAAAUGAGAUAUGUUGUAGUUUUUUGGAAAAUACACUAAGGAGAAGGAAUAAAUGUGAAUCUCACUGCGUUGUAUGAGGUUGAAGUCUAAGGAGAUCCCACUGCAACCUGCUGCUGAACGAUUACAUUCUCCUUAAGCAGAAAUCGUUGGAUGUGCCACGCAAUGAUGUCUGUUUAUGAGUUAUUUGCUCUUUGAUAAAAAAAAAAAGACCCCCAGCAAUAAAAACGGGGUCUCUCUCUUGCCCUCUGUGCACCUUAGUCUCUUGUAUUCAACUUUGCUGGUUCUCUGGAAUUUUCCUACUUUUUAGCAUAAUUUUGAUGAUUGAAAACUAUUUUGGAGAGGAUGGGUCAGGUGCUUUGUCCCCAUUGUCUUUUGAAGUGCCUGCAUAUGAACAAGUAACAGUUCUGUAAAAAAGGACACCCAUUCCACUUUUCAAGUGUGCUUUGUUUUAAGCCAUAAAGACACAGGUAUACUUUUGUCACAUUCUACUAGCCAGAAUUUUUGAGGCGAGUUAAGACACAAAGAUCGGCUAGAAAGAUAAUUAUGUUGUUCAAAUCUCAUAUUCAUCUUUCAUUUCUGAAAUUGUUACUUACUUAUUCCUUCCAUGCUACCCCCUCUUUUUGUCUUUAAGUGUGUGCCUCUGGGCAUGCUUAUUUAUUUUUAUUGUCUCAAGGUAACAUUUAAAAUGUGUAAUUAAAGUAAAUAAAUCUACAUUUUUGACUUCAUUAUUGCAUCUACAGGAAUUUAAUUGUACUUUGUAAUUUAUUUUUCUUACUAGCCAAAAGUUCAGCGCAUUGUUUUUGAUGAAUUAGGCACCCAUAUGAAUACCGCAAAUCAGGAGGUUGUUUAUCAUUGUUGCUCUGAAUCCUAUGAUCUUUAUAAGUUCUUGAUUUUAAAGACCUACCCUCAGCCUGAGAAACACUUGCUGUAUAAUUUGGUCAAUAGUUUCCAUUUUCUCUAUUUGUAUAUUGUCAUGAUGUCUUUAACUACAGGAGUUAUAUACUGAGUUUUUAUUUUUGUUUGCUUUGAGCAAGGUAGAUGGAUGUUUUGGCCAUUAUAAUGUGAAACCACUUCUUUCUUUACAGUAUUUGACCAAAUUUGUGUGUCUAUGAUAUUUGUAAAUACAUGCGAUAUCUGUAUUUCUUAUCAUAAGCCUGUUUAGUUUUAUUCUCAGUAGGAUUUUUGGACUGUACAGUGUUUAUAUGAUCUGAACUCCUUAUACAUAAGAAGGUGUGUAUAUUAAUCCAAUUAUGGACUUAAAAUAUUUUAAAAGUAUAAAUACCCUUAUUUGCUGCAAAGACCAGUGUGUAGACAUUUGCUUUUUAGCAAUAUUUUUAAGUGCUCCAUUUUAAUGCCAAGAAAUAAGUCUUUUGGCAACACAAACUGGUCAAUAAUAGGUAAUGCAGGUAUGUUCAGGUUAAGCCAACAAUGUUUUGCAUUUUUAUGCUUCUUUUCUGUCAACACUAAUGAAGUCAACAUUGCCUGAAUGUCUGAAUAAUGAAACACAUCCCUGUUUAAAAGUAUGUAACUGAAAAAGAAAUAAAAAAAUAAAGGUAGUUUUUUUAAA